AUGACUACAAACCCCAGAAGAGGCACCGAUCCCGUGCCAAUGGAAGAAAGUGAUCAACUGACUAUAAGACCAUUGGGAGCUGGUCAAGAAGUGGGCAGAUCCUGCAUCAUGUUAGAGUUUAAAGGAAAGAAAAUAAUGUUAGAUUGUGGUAUUCACCCGGGCCUGUCUGGGAUGGAUGCUUUGCCCUUUGUGGAUCUCAUAGAAGCUGAUGAAGUGGACCUCUUGUUGAUAUCACAUUUCCACCUGGACCACAGCGGCGCGCUGCCCUGGUUCCUCACUAAGACGUCGUUCAAGGGCCGCGUGUUCAUGACGCACGCCACCAAGGCCAUCUACCGCUGGCUCGUCUCCGAUUAUAUUAAAGUCAGCAACAUAUCUACGGAGCAGAUGUUGUACACGGAGUCUGACCUGGAAGGCUCCAUGGACCGUAUAGAGACGAUCAACUUCCACGAAGAGAAGGACGUGCGGGGGGUCCGGUUUUGGGCGUAUAACGCGGGCCACGUACUAGGGGCUGCUAUGUUCAUGAUAGAGAUCGCAGGGGUCAAGGUGUUGUACACGGGAGACUUCUCCCGCCAGGAGGACAGACACCUGAUGGCCGCGGAGAUCCCCACCGUACACCCCGACGUACUCAUAACGGAGUCCACGUACGGUACUCACAUCCACGAGAAGAGAGAGGAGCGAGAGAGCCGCUUCACGUCGUUGGUGAGUGACGUGGUGGGGCGAGGAGGACGGUGCCUCAUACCGGUGUUCGCGCUGGGGAGAGCGCAGGAACUGCUGCUCAUACUGGACGAGUACUGGUCUCUCCACCCGGAGCUACAAGACAUCCCUAUCUACUACGCGUCGUCUCUGGCCAAGAAGUGUAUGGCUGUGUAUCAGACGUACGUGAACGCUAUGAACGACCGAAUACGGAGACAAAUAGCAGUCAACAACCCCUUCGUCUUCAGGCACAUAUCUAACUUAAAGGUAAGUAUAGUGCAUUUGAUUUAG
Danaus chrysippus (African queen) is the source of this 984-nucleotide messenger RNA. The record is from the annotation of a GenBank genome assembly. Lineage: Eukaryota; Metazoa; Arthropoda; Insecta; Lepidoptera; Nymphalidae.